GAGAGCAAACGAAGCACUAAGCUUCAAUUCAUAUAAUAUUCAUCAUUCAAUAUCAUUACUACUACAAUACUUGCAUAUUUAUGAAGCUAAAAGAACAUUCUAGAAGUCAAUAAUAACAAACUUAGAUAACAUAUUCCUAAAGCUGGAUUUAGUUAAGAUGUUCCUACAUCAAAUUUGCUCAUGUGAUGAUAAUCCAAUAAGGGUCUGCAAACUGCAAAGCAUUUAUAUUUGAAAAAAUAAACAAGCUUGGUGAGAACCGCUGCUGAAAUGCUUACCAGUCGCAUUCGGAAGAGUCUCUCCACAAACGUGAAGCAAUUAGAUGAUGAAAGAUGCGCCUCUCAACAGCUUCACAGCACCAUCAUUGCCGUCCGAGAUCUCUUAUCUUCACUACCGUUCUCUCCUUCGAUUAUGCGCCAUUGGCCAUGCCCCUCCAGCCCUAGGGCGAAGCCUUCACGCUGCCCUCCUCAAAGCAGGAAUUCUCCUCUCAGCCAUUUCAUCGAACAUCUCCAGCGCCCUGUUCCACAUGUACACUGCCCUCGGUCCACCAUCCUCAGCCCUCAUAGCCUUCCAAGAUAUUCCAAGGCGAACUCGUUCUAACGUCGAUUGGACCGCACUUAUCUCCUGCUACGCUCGCAAUGCGUUCCCUGCCCGCGCUCUACUUCUCUUCCGAGCCAUGUGUCGUGACGGCCUGAACCCCGACGAGGUCACCCUCCUUUCUGUGUUAUCCGCUGCUGCUUGUCUUUCUUACCCCAUCAUCGGCGCCUCCGCACACCUUUUUCUCCUCAAGCUCGGCCUUCCAUUCACUGUCUCCGCUUGCAACGCCGCUAUGAACAUGUACACCAAAUGCGGACUAAUGCUGGAAGCCCGGCGACUCUUUGGCGAGAUGCCAAGUCCAAAUGUUGUAUCAUGGACCGUUAUCCUAGAAGGCUCCCUUCGUAUCGAGGGAAUCCGCAGCGGGCGCGAGGUGUUCGAUCAAAUGCCUGAGAGAAAUGAAGUUUCGUGUACCAUCAUGGCUGCUUCCUUUGUGGAAGCAAGGCAACCCCGAGAAGCUUUAUUCGUACUGAGCAACAUGAUAUUCAUCAAAGACUACUCCCUGAUGAGAAGAUUCAAUCACGUAAGCCUAUGCUCCCUCCUUUCUGCAUGCUCCCAAGCCGGCGAUCUCACCGUCGGCCGUUGGAUCCAUGCAACGGCUCUGAAAUCAAAUCUUUUGAACGACAACCAUCUUCUCAUUGUCAACACCGCUCUAAUCGAUAUGUACGCAAAGUGCGGGCGGAUUGAUGCCGCCAUUGCGCUGUUCAACGUGAUGCCUGCAAGAAACUUGAUCAGUUGGAAUGCAAUACUAAACGGGCUCUCAAUGCAUGGAAUGUGUGCUGAGGCACUGAGUCUUUUCUCUACAAUGGUGGAGGAAGGACUACAGCCAGAUGAUAUCACAUUUGUAAGUGUGCUCAGUGCCCUCAGUCGCGCAGGAAUGGUACAGCGAGGCCGCCAGUUUUUCCUUGAGAUGAAACAAGUCUAUGGCUUAACGCCUAAGGUUGAACACUACGCUUGCAUGGUUGAUCUCUUGGGCCGUGCGGGCCACUUGAAGGAAGCAGAAACUUUGAUUCGAGAAAUGCCAGUACGCCCCAACGAAGUCGUUCUUGGUUCUCUCUUGGCUUCCUGCAGCCUCCAUGGGAAGCUCAAAUUAGGAAAAAAGCUCUUGCAGGAGCUCAUGGAUAUGAACCCAAAAAACACAGAAUACCAUGUUCUUCUCUCUAACAUGUACUCAUCCCGCGGGCGGCAUGGGGAUGCCGAAGAGCUACGCAGGCAGAUAAGGAAGAGCGAAGAAAAGAAAGGACCUGGCAUGAGCUAUAUUGAAAUCAAUGGAAUUGCGCACCGAUUCAGUGCGGGAGAUAAAUCGCACCCUCAAACGAUGGAACUGUACACUAAAUUGGAUGAGAUUGCAUGGCGCUUGCGUUCGGCCGGAUACUGCCCAAAUGUAGCUUCUCAAGUGCCGCAUUCCAUGCAUGAUUGCUUGGAGGAUGGAGAAGAAAGAGAAGAGCGAGAGCAGGCGCUGCUGUCUCAUAGUGAGAGACUUGCCGUCGCAUUCGGUCUUAUUAGCACCAAACCUGGAAUGCCGCUUCGUAUUUUUAAGAACCUCCGCAUAUGUUGCGACUGCCACGCUGCAAUGAAGCUGAUUUCUGAGAUCUUUUGCAGAGAGAUCAUUGUUAGAGAUCGGAAUCGCUUCCACCGGUUCAAGGAUGGGACAUGCACUUGUUCCGAUUACUGGUAACUAUAGUAUUGAAGUACUUUGUCAUAUUCACGGAUGCUUACGGUGGUUGGUGAGCGAACACGGUUGGGAACCUCCCAUCCCGGAUUUGAACCCCCUACUACGGCCUCGUCUCUUUGGUGGGGCAAAGUAAGUGUGAGCCUGAUGCCGGUGGGUGGUCUUGCUAGGUUCCGUUAAGGGAUUAGUUACGUUGUCAAACGCUCCCUUUGGAGUUGCAGCAGGUAGAUAUCUCAUUCCCAAAAAAAGUAGUUUGUCAUGUAAAAGAUCAAUUUCUUUUGAUUUUGAAUAAAGCUUUGCAGAACAUUGGGUA
Molecule: messenger RNA, 2576 nt
Organism: Dendrobium catenatum
Lineage: Eukaryota; Viridiplantae; Streptophyta; Magnoliopsida; Asparagales; Orchidaceae
Product: pentatricopeptide repeat-containing protein At5g15340, mitochondrial
Exons: 1
Coding region: 320-2269 (649 amino acids)
Biological process (GO): RNA modification
Molecular function (GO): protein binding; RNA binding; zinc ion binding
Source: RefSeq, a predicted model, not a curated record